Molecule: messenger RNA, 4651 nt
Organism: Neoarius graeffei (lesser salmon catfish)
Lineage: Eukaryota; Metazoa; Chordata; Actinopteri; Siluriformes; Ariidae
Product: homeobox protein TGIF2
Exons: 3
Coding region: 304-1500 (398 amino acids)
Biological process (GO): regulation of transcription by RNA polymerase II
Molecular function (GO): DNA-binding transcription factor activity, RNA polymerase II-specific; RNA polymerase II cis-regulatory region sequence-specific DNA binding
Source: RefSeq, a predicted model, not a curated record
ACGAACGGCAUUGCAGGUAAAUCGGGACGCGUUUGUCAACACCAUUUUUUCUGCUUUCAUUAACAUGUGCGAGAAAUGAAGCAGACUCGGUAGGACACGGUAACGCCGCGCUAGUCUGAGUUUUUUUGGGGGGUGAAAAAGACGAACGCAGGCUGAAAAACCCCACCGCAUUUUGGGCCAGAAGAAGCUGCCGUUGUGUCGCUGCUUUGUGGGCAGCACGCGCUUUUCUUCUCUGAGGAACUUCGAAAGCUGUGUAUUUUUUUUUUUUUUUUUUUUAAAUCCUGAAACCCAAUCUAACAAAGGAUGAAAUCUGUCAAAAGAGUGUGUGAAGAGGAGCACAGUGGAGAGAUGGAGUUUUCUGCCAUGUCAGACAGCGAUCCCUGUGAGGAUGAAGCUUAUCCACUCAAUCUUUCCACUGGUGCCCGUGGAGCUUCUGCUAAGCGUCGCCGCCGGGGGAACCUGCCUAAAGAGUCGGUUCAGAUUCUGAGGAGCUGGCUAUAUGAGCAUCGUUUUAACGCCUAUCCUUCUGAGCAGGAGAAGCUUAGUCUGUCAGGACAGACUAAUCUCUCCAUUUCGCAGAUCUGUAACUGGUUUAUCAAUGCACGGCGACGGCUGCUCCCUGACCUGCUUAGGAAGGAUGGAAAGGACCCGACUCAGUUCACAAUCUCCCGCCGUGCCAGCAAAUCAGACAGCCGAUCAGUUGGGUCUGCCUCCCCAGACCACUCUACCCCUCCACUGGUCCCUGCAUCCCGCCCCUCUGUCAUUCGCCCUGCCCCCACAUUGGACCUGAGCAUGCUAGGUAAUACAGCAACUGCCAUCUUGACCGGGGCUGGCUGUUUAGUGGGGUCAGGGUUAACAGGCCAAGACUGUGGUGUCCAGACCCUCAUGCAGGUGGAUACUCGUGGCCUGAUCAAGAAAGAAAGUGUGAAUGGACCUCCUAGUCUAACUACUAUUCCAGGGUCUUCUUCCAGCAGUCCAAGCCUGGGAACGAUGAGUCCUACUGUGGUGCUGUUCAACACCCCGCCCCCUACACCCCCAGAGCUCUGCCCACAUGACUUCAGCGACCUCAAGCUGCUCGUAGAUGCAGCUCUACAGAGAGCAGCGGAGCAAGAAAACCAGAGACAGAAGGAGCAACCUUCAACUAGAGUGCCCUGUUCUGUUCCUGUGUCUGUUUCAGCAGCAGAAGCUCUCAUUAGGAAGACAGAGCAGGAAAAGAGCCAUGAAAACCUCAACUCCAGCAGCAAACCUGACUCUACUCCAAGCUUGCAGGAGAAGGCCGUUCUCCCCGUCUCUGUGCCUGCGUUAAAUGCUUCUGCUCUUCCUGCCAGUGAAGCAGGCGUUAACCUGCCAGUAGGUCCACACAGAGUUGCUGGAGCAGUGAAUUUUCAGCCAAAAGAUGUGUGGAGCAUGCUAAGACCAGCGAGUCCACCUCCAACCAGUGUCUCACACACCUGGAGCUCACAGCACACGCUCCACGCUGUCCGAGAAGCAGUCAACUGAGAAAUGAGAGAAUCAAAAUGGCAGGUGUAUGCAUUUAUGAAGGACAAAAAGCAACAGCUGAGAAAAGGACAUUCCACACACCCAAGACGUGAAUGCGACACUCCUUUGUUCCAGGUUCUUGUUUGGCCGAGCUUGUCCGUGACACUUUUUUCCCUUUUUUUUUUUUUUUUUUUUGGGGACAUGCGAGAAGAUGGACAGUUAUAUGGCCACAAUGUCACCCUCUCCUUGACAAUCUCCAGUUGUCAUGGAUGUGAUUGGACGGUUGCCAGACGACCAACCAGAAGGUCAUGCGACAUUUCGCCUGAUUGGUUCAGAUAAUCUGUUUGUAUGUCAUACACUAAGUUUACCUUUUAUUGACACAAAGGAUGUGUUUUUAAAGCAGCAAGUCUUUUAAAACUUUUAAAAGACCUUUCUGUCAUUUUCACUACAUUUAUUUUGGGUCCUCUUAACCAUUUCAGCACGACGGUUAUUGAGAAUGUAUGAUGAGGCUCGACUUAAAAGGGAAGCAAAUCUCAUGGGCUUACAAUCCUGAACAGGGCAUUUUCAGGUUUGCCACGAAUGGGGAACUUUCCACACAAACCCUGGCAGAGUUGUGAUGUUUCUCAGUGUUAUGUAUCUAACUGAUAGGCAAGACAUGUAUUUUUUUUUUUUUUUGCUUUUAGGACUGCCGUUAGAAGUUACACAAGUGGCCUUGGUCUGUUUUUGCCUUAGAUAUUUUGGUUAAAGUAGGGGUAGGCGAUUAUGGCAAAAACAUCAUAUCACAAUACUUGAUGUUUACUUACACAAUACAUGAUUUUUGGUUUAGCUGAAGUUCAGUUUGAAACGCAGUACACUAGUGAAACAGCACACCCACGUUAAUCUCAGAAGAGUGAAUUCUGAUAUGAUGUAACAUAAGACCGAGCGGAUUUUGAUGCUGUUCUUGCCUGCAUGUUCCAGUGUCCCGGUUUAGGGCUAGAUAAGUAGACUAUAAUGUAGCAUGGCUAAAUAACGUUGUACAUGACUCUUGAAUGCUCGUUGUGCACCAGCAUGCGAUGUUGAAUGAAAUGCUGGUGGGUUGGAUGUCAGUGUGCAAACAGGGACUUGGACUUAAUCCUGCUGAGUCUAGGAGCUACACUUUUUUUGGUUUGAAAACCCCUGGCAUGCUGCAGCCUUGUUUGUUUGAUACCUCAUUCCAGUGGCCUGAAACCACUGCAAAUGGGACCACGACUUCCAAAUAUCAUCUUUCUUUUCUGUUUUUGUGUGGUCACUCAUACAUUCUGCACUUUAUUUCUAAGUCUGUAUGUCGCCAGUACUUCAAAACCUUAAAUUUUUUUUGGGGGGGGUAUUAUUCAAAUUUUGUUUUGCCUCCUUGAGCACAGUGUCUGUGGUAAGGUUGUAAGGAUGAGGGAGAGGAGAUGGAUGCUUGGGGAAAUUGAUUGCACUGCAGAGAGCAUAGCUCAGCCUGAUCGUUCCUCUGCAGUGACAUGGCGUGAGACAGCUGCAGAGCCGCCACUGAUUUCCUGAGGGACGCUCCUUCCUAUCCCAGACAAGCUUUAAGUUUUGGUUUUUUUUUUUAAUUAAAUGUGGAGCGUUUAUGGCGCUUUAGGGGUGCAAAGUGUUGAGCAUUUCCAUAGAUGUCACAAACUCGUUUGUGUGCGCGUGCACAUCAGACAGGCAGAUAGUGUGAGAGAGCAGAAUUAAGGUAUAUGUUACAUGGAUCGAUGUGGGGAAAGUGAGAGAAGACACGAUCAGUUUUAUCUUUCAGAUUCACCAGUAGUGUGUUCAUAUCCUUAUUGGCUCAUACUAUUAGCUUGUUCUUGGAUUUAAACUUUAUUUCAUGAGCUGAGGAAUACUGUAAAGCAUCUUUCGUAAUGCUGGUAUAAAAAGGUGCACAGCUGUCUUCACUAUAGCAAAGAAGGUGGGUAUAAUAGCCUUGUUGACAUGGGAUCAAUUUCAGCGCAGGAUUGUGUGCCUGUGAAUGUGAAAGAUCGCUGUAUUAGGGUGCUGGCAUUUCUUUUAGUUUAAACUUUGGAGCAUUAUAAGAGGUUUUCUUUUUCUUUCUAUUCAUGUUUGUUUCUCAUUAUGUACGUUAUUGAUUUUAUUGUAACUGUUGUCACACCGUUUGUGUGUUACGGUCCACGUUUCUUUCCAUGCCCAAGUUCCAUGAAACGGUGAUGUACCAUUUUCAUUUUUUUUUUUAACCUUAUAGCUUUGUGCCUGAAUGAGUUGUAGUCACUGUAUUCAAUGCACACCGUUCUAGUUUACCUCCAGUGGUGCCAUUCUCCCCCUCCAGUUGUUUUAUCAGCAGUUAACUUAUGUAUUUGUGAAAAUGCUAAAAUUUUGCAGACAUCUAAGGGCCCCCCCCUCUCUUUAUGGUCACGGUUCUGUUUCAAGUAAGGUGGCAUCUAAUCAUGACUGUGUCCUGUUUUGGAGGUCAGCCCUUAUGUUCUGUAAUAUUGUAAAAUUUCUUUUGUUUUCUGCAUUGCAUUCAGUCUCAGGUUAAGUCAGUCAUUCCUCCUUUUAGUAUAGAUUUUAGCCACUGGUGAGAAAACCAAGAGUAUUAGAGAUCAGUAAUGUGCUUUAGACCAGUGUUUUGACAUGCUUGUAUGUCCAGCUUUGGUUUUCUGGAAAUGAGAAAUUGGCAUAGACGAUAACUAGGUGUUAAGACCAGUGUACCACUACAUGAAAAACCACUGUGAGUUUUCUGUUAGUUACUGGGUUCCUGGAACAAUAAUGGGUACUGGAUGUAUACGUAUAUUUUUCAGAGAUGCUAUAUUUUUUCACUUCGGUAGAAUGACUGAUGUUGAUAUUCUAGAUACCGUGUCUAUUUAGUUGAGAAGGGGUCUUGUAGAUAUAAAGCGCAUGUCUAUUGGGUCUGGUUUUUAUGUAUAAUACAUGUGUAGCUGUCUCUCUCUAUAUAUAUGACCAAAUACUUUAAAGAUGGAUAUGAAUGGUUUUUUGUUUUCUUACAUUUCCUAUCAGUGUAUCAAGUUAAAAAAAAAAAAAAGUAUGGACAGUGAACUUGGCAUUUGUGCCUUACCUGAGAACAAGAGAAUCUUCCCAGCUUUUCUAGAAAUCUUUGGACUAGUCUGUGCAAUAUCUGCCUUAAACUUGUGAUGUGUCCUCCUUCCUUUUGUACAUUUCAGAGAAAUAAAGUACAGUUUUCAUACAA